AUGAUCCGGUCUUCCGCUACGCGGUCCAGUACAUUCCGCGCGCGGGACAGGGGUACGUACGUCCCCCCCAAGAGGAGCUACAUUGGAGGGGCGGGCUUGAAGAAAGUGCGGCGGAAAAUGGAGGCAGCGCUCGCCCCCGUUGCCGCGAGCUGGAAGCGGGACAGUGUCACCGUGUUGUCGGACAUAAUAACCGACCGUUGUGGCGGCCCGCAGGCCAACAUACUCCUUGUCAAUGACUCCGGCGCGGUUUUCGAGCAGGCGGUGGACUGCCACAUGGAGUCGAAGAUCGGGGGGUACAUCGCCAGCCUUCUCCGCCCCGUGAUAGAUAAGGUGGGGCCGGGGAAUGCGGUGGCGGUCUGCAUUGAUGGCGACAGCAACUAUGCAUCGGCCACCAAGAAGAUCGCGAGCACAUGGCCGCACAUUGAGCAUGUGCCAUGUGCCACGCAUGUUUUGGACCUAUUGAUGGAAGAUGUGGGCAAAAUGGGAUGGGCGAAGGGGCUCGUGGAGAAGGCGGGGGAGAUGAUCACCUUUGUGCGCAACCGUCACUUCAUCCCUGUGUCCCGGCUAUGCGAGGUGAGGAGUGGGCUGGCGCAGAUGGUUCUCAGCGACGAGUGGAAGGUGUGGGGAGUGGGGGAUAGGGAGAGGAAGACCGCAGCCGAGAAAUUCAGGGCUGCCGUGAUGGAUGAGGAGUGGUGGGGGGUGGCUGCCUUUCUCUCAUGGAGCUGUCAUCAAGGCCAUACGGGGCACGGACUCCACGGCGAAGGGGAUGAUGGGCAAGCUGUGGAGGGAAUUUUCAGGAACGAUGUGGAGUGCACACGGGUGUUCAAGGAGUACAUUGAGCGCCACUACGACAACGUCACCUUCAGGCGUGGCAAGGUUGGCGCCCCUCGUCGCGCCUCACUUGUGCUGCAGGAGGCAUUGCUGGCCUACAUCGACAUGGAGGGCAGUUUUGGUAGGCCGAGCGUCAUUACUGCAAGGGAGGCAGUGAAGAAGGGGGGGAUGAGCAUGGUGCAGUGGUGGUCGUGGCACAACAACGAGUACCCGGAGCUUGCCACCCUUGCAUGCCGGGUGCUCACUCGACCCGUCUCGGCUUCCCCAUGCGAACGUGGCUGGGCGCAGUGGAAAGGCGUCCACACCGCCCGCCGCAACCGGCUCGGGUCCGCCAAGUGUGCGGACCUCAUUUACAUUGCGCACAACUGGAACGUUGUGCGCAAUUGGUACAACAACGUUGGGGGCAGUAACAUCCUGGAUGCCCCUAUCCCCCCCGGCCAUAACAUGGAUGAAAUGCUGGGGGCGGAAGGAGAGGAUGCAGUUCUGACGGAUGACCACUUGCUCCUCUCCCUCUUCCUUCUCGUCCUCUUCCUUCUCACCCCUUUUCUCCUCCUUCGUUCUCACCCCUUCCUUCUCUCCCCCUUCUCUCUCAACCCUUCCUUCUCUCCCUCUUCCUCUCACCCGUUCCUUCUCUCCCUUUUCCCUUUUCCCUUUUUCCUUCUUUCCCUUUUCCUUCUCUACCUUUUCCUUCUCUUUCUCCUCCUUCUCUCCCUCGUCCUUCUCUCCCUCUUCUGUCUCUCCAUCCUUCUCUCCUUUCUUUCCCUCUUCCAUUUUCCUGUCGCCCUCUUCCCUCUCUCCCUUGUCCUCUUCAACCUCUCUCUUCCCACCUGCUUCUGCAAUGAGGGGCUCGAGAUGGAUAAGGGUGAGGCACUACAUUCGUGA
Messenger RNA from Closterium sp. Yama58-4, 1713 nucleotides. Lineage: Eukaryota; Viridiplantae; Streptophyta; Zygnematophyceae; Desmidiales; Closteriaceae. The record is from the annotation of a GenBank genome assembly.